AUGAAAACGGAGACAGAUGCAUGCCCUGCCGGAAGUCGCAAGGCCACUAACAAGCGAGCACCCGUGUGCUGCUUUGAUUGCUUUGAAUGCCCGGAGGGAGGCAUAAGUAAUGAGACAGGUAGGGUGCUAUUUCUAAAGCUCACUUGCAUAAUAAGCCUAAAUGUUACAGAGAUAAGUGCUGUUACCAUUGAUACAUUUUCUAAACAUAUUGAGUUUGGUAUUAACUCUCUUUCAGAUUCAUCAGACUGCUUUUUGUGUACUGUUGAAUUCUGGCCAAAUGAAAAAAAGGACAAGUGCAUUCAAAAACCAACUGAAUUCCUUUCCUUCACAGAAAUCAUGGGGAUUGUAUUAUCUGCGUUUUGUUGCUUUGGUGUAUUUUUGUCAAUUUUAAUAUUCAUAAUUUUCUUAGUUCAUAAAGAGACACCUAUUGUCAGGGCCAACAACUCUGAGCUGAGUUUCCUGCUGCUUCUCUCUUUAAAACUGUGUUUCCUGUGUUCUCUGACCUUCAUCGUCCGUCCCUCAGACUGGUCCUGUAUGCUUCGCCACACAGCGUUUGGGAUCACCUUUGUCCUCUGUAUCUCUUGUGUUCUGGGGAAAACGAUAGUGGUGUUGAUGGCCUUCAGGGCUACACUACCCAGCAGUAAUGUUAUGAAAUGGUUUGGUCCAACUCAGCAGAGACUCAGCGUAUUGGCUUUCACUCUCAUACAGGUUGUGAUAUGUUUGCUUUGGUUAACAAUCAACCCUCCCUAUCCCUUUAAGAAUAUGGAAACCUUUAUGGAUAAGAUCCUUCUAGAAUGUGCCUUAGGAUCCGCUAUAGGGUUUUGGGCUGUGUUGGGGUACAUAGGAGUCCUAGCUAUGUUAUGUUUCAUACUGGCUUUUCUAGCCAGAAGGCUGCCUGAUAGUUUCAAUGAGGCGAAGUUCAUCACCUUCAGCAUGGUGAUAUUCUGUGCAGUUUGGAUCACAUUUAUUCCUGCUUACGUCAGUUCUCCUGGGAAGUUUACUGUGGCUGUGGAGAUAUUUGCAAUUCUGGCUUCCACCUUUGGCUUGUUAAUAUGCAUAUUUGUACCAAAAUGCUAUAUCAUUAUUUUCAAGCCAGAACAAAAUUCAAAAAAGCAUAUCAAGAGUAAGAUGCAAAGCAAAGGAAUCUAAUGAUUGAUUCACAUGUGUAUAGGAAAUAUAAAC
This is a messenger RNA of Gadus macrocephalus (Pacific cod), 1182 nucleotides long. Its product is annotated as extracellular calcium-sensing receptor-like. The transcript is spliced from 2 exons. Gene Ontology annotation, biological process: G protein-coupled receptor signaling pathway. The record is from RefSeq and is a predicted model, not a curated record. Lineage: Eukaryota; Metazoa; Chordata; Actinopteri; Gadiformes; Gadidae. Bases 1 to 1149 code for a protein of 382 amino acids. Gene Ontology annotation, molecular function: G protein-coupled receptor activity. Gene Ontology annotation, cellular component: membrane.